AUGAUAGAAAAGCGAAAUAAGGUGAAAGUUGUAAUAAAACAUCCAUUUACGCAUAAGCAGUUAGUCCUCGAAGCAUUAGAAACACCGAAUAUCAGUAAUGCUGUUGUUUGUGUACCAGCGAAAGACAUUAAGACUCAGUGUUAUAAAAAUAAAAUACACUUAGCUGAUAAAAGCUUUCGUGAUAAACAUUUGCAACUUUCGCUUUUGAUAGGCAGUGAUUAUUAUUGGAAGGUGGUUACAGGGAAAAUUCAAAGAUUGUCAGGAACUUUAGUUGCAUGUGAAACAAUACUCGGUUGGACAGUUAACGGUUCCAGUGCUAUGCCAAAUCAGAUGAUAACUCAAUCUUCCGCUAACGUUAUGAAAAUCGCUGUAGAUACAAUAGAGAGUAAUUCCGAUAUUGAGUCAAAUUUGAUUUUAAGAAACUUUUGGGAGUUAGAAUCUCUAGGGAUUAAAAAUGAUGUAGGAGCCAAGGAAAGAGAAAACGAAGUAUUAAAUAAGUUUAAUGAAUCCAUUUGUUUGAAAGACAAUCGAUAUGAAGUAAAACUUCCCUUUAAUGAAAGAGUCGAAGAAUUAGAAGAUAACUAUGAGAUAGCCUUUAAUAGAAUGAAUAGUUUAACUAGGAAAUUUAGAAAAAAUCCAGAAUUUCAUAAAAGGUAUCAAACAAUUAUCGAAGAGUAUCUCGAAAAGGGAAUAGCAGAGGAAGUUACAGACAAUACUGAGAAAAGACUGUAUUAUCUCCCUCAUCAAGGCGUACUUAGAGAGGAUAAAGUUACAACUAAAUUACGUGUGGUAUUCGACGCCUCGUCGCAUGCUAAGGGUGUACCGUCUCUAAAUGACUGUUUGUUUUCGGGUCCAAAUCUCAAUCCUGAUUUGUUGGGAAUAUUAAUUAAUUUCAGAAUGCAUAAAGUCGCAAUAUCGGCUGACAUUGAGCAGGCUUUUACCCAAAUAUUGAUUUCAAAAGCAGAGAGAGACGCAGUUAGAUUUCUCUGGAUUAAAGGUCAAAUAGGAGAACAAAAAGAAUAUAAGAUUUUGCGAAUGACUCGUGUGAUUUUUGGAGCAACCUCGAGUCCCUUUUUGUUAGCAGCAACCCUUAAGCAUCAUGCUCAAAGAAAUAAAGAAGAAUUUCCGAAAAUAAGUGAAUUAAUUGAAAACCGUAUGUACGUCGAUGACCUCAUAUGUGGAACUGAUAGUGAAAUAGAGGCCAUUGAAAUACGGAGAGACAUGAAAACGGUUAUGCAGAAAGGUAGUUUCAAUUUGAGGAAGUGGAAAACAAACUCAUCUUGUUUGCAGCAAAAGUGGGAUCUGGAAGAAACCGCAGAACUUAAAUCUUCAUCAGGUUGCUGCAAGAUUUUAGGUUAUAUUUGGGACAAUAGAAACGAUUUAAUAAGAAUUCCAAUCCCAGAACUCAACAUAUUGGACUCUAAUCAGGAAAUCACUAAGAGAAUGAUGCUACAAAUAAUUGGUAGGGUAUACGACCCAAUCGGAUUAAUUAACCCAUUUACUGUUACUUCUAAAAUCCUUAUGCAAGAAUGUUGGAGAGCCGGAUUAGAAUGGGAUGAUCCCUUACCAUUAGAUAUUCAGAGCCAGUUUAAAAGAUGGUGUGAAGAUUUAGUUAAUUUAAACGAUAUCGAAAUUGAUAGGUACUAUUUUGGAAAUGCCAGUUUUAGUGAGAUAUCUAACAUUCAACUCCAUUGUUUUUGUGACAGCAGUAUGAAAGCUUAUGGGGCAGUUAUCUAUCUGAGAUACAUUACAUCAAACGAAAUAAAAACAUCAUUCGUUAUAUCUAAAUCACGUGUGUCACCAUUGAAAAAAAUGACCUUGCCUCGCUUAGAGUUAAUGGGAGCUGUAAUAGGGAGUAGACUCACUAAGUAUAUCAUGCACAAAAUAAACUGUAAAAUACGCGAAUGCUUUUAUUGGACUGACUCCACCAUUGUCCUUCAUUGGGUGAAAGGGGAUCCUCAUAAAUGGAAACAGUUUGUCAGUAACAGAGUCACGGAGAUCCAGGAAAUAACUGACCCUUCAUCUUGGAAUUUUUGCCCAGGGCAGGAAAAUCCGGCGGAUUUUCAAACUAGAGGAUGCAGCGCUAAGGAUUUAGUUUCAAAUAAAAGGAUUUGGAACGGACCACAAUGGCUAGCUUUAAGUGAAGAAAAAUGGCCCAAAGACAAAGGAAAUUUCAAAGGAGAAAAUAUUGACAAAGAAAAAAAAUCGGAUCAUAUUGCAGUAAAUUAUGUAAGCAAUGACAAGAUAAAAAAUCCAAUGUUCGAUAUUGAGAAAAUCAGUUCUCUUACAAGAGUUUUUCGAAUAACAGCUUGGAUAAAAAGAUUUCUGAAUAAUUUAAAAUUGAAGAAAGAUGAUCGAAUCAAAGAUGAAUUGACUGCCGAGGAAAUUGAAGAUGCAGAAAAAACUUGGAUUAAAUAUGUACAGGCAGAAAUGUUUUCGUCAGAAAUUAAUUGCAUAAAAGGAAAUAGAUGUUUAAAUAAGGAAUCAAGUAUUAAAGACCUCAAUCCUUUUAUAGACAAUGAAGAAAUAAUUCGUGUAGGAGGUAGGCUACAGAAAGCAAGUUUUACCUUUGAUGAAAAACAUCCAGUAAUUCUUCCAAGAAAACAUAAGUUCACUGAAUUGGUUGUUUGGAGAGCACAUGAAAAAUUAUUUCAUUCUGGCGUUGCAGAAACUCUUACUCAAAUUCGACAACGGUUCUGGAUUGUAAAAGCAAAACAGUGCAUUAAAGCUACAUUGAACAGAUGUGUCAUAUGCAAACGGUUCAGUUCAAGACCUGGCACUCAACCGAUGGCUCCUCUUCCAGAAUUUCGAAUAGAACAAUCACAUCCUUUCAACGCUACAGGCUUAGACUUUGCCGGGCCUCUUUACAUCAAAAACAGCGAUGUAAAGCAUUACAUUUUACUGUUCACUUGUGCGGCCACAAGAGCUGUGCAUUUGGAGCUUGUGAACAGUUUGACUACAGAAAACUUUUUAUUAGCCUUUAGAAGAUUUAUUGCAAGAAGAGGAUUGUGCUCAGUGAUGUACUCAGACAAUGCUAAAACCUUUAAAAGGGCUGAGCUUGAUUUGAAAAACAUUUGGAAAACUAUCAAUCACCCAGAUGUUAAAAAAUUCUACGCUCUCCAUGGAAUUACAUGGAGAUAUAUUGUAGAAAAGGCCGCUUGGUGGGGUGGUUUUUACGAAAGACUAAUUCGAUCGGUGAAAACUGCAUUGAGAAAGACUAUAGGAAAAACUUCGCUAACUUUUGACGAACUAGAAACUUUGCUGGUGGAAACAGAAGCUAUUCUGAACUCACGUCCAAUAACUUAUAUUGGGACUGAUGCUGAGGAACUAUGUGCGUUGACUCCUGCACACUUCCUUAUAGGGAAAAGAAUUACUUGUUUACCAUCAGUCAAGCUUAACCUUGAUACGAAUUUCUCUUCCAGGAAAACUUUAAUUAAAGCUCAUAAUUAUCGUGAGAGAUUAAUGAAAUCCUUUUGGUCAAGGUGGAAAAAUGAGUAUCUCCUAAAUUUAAGAUCAGCACAUUUAAGUUUAAUUAAAAAUAAUGUACCUAACUUUAACGUUAACGAUAUAGUUAUAAUUAAGGAUGAUUUUCUACCACGCAAUUUUUGGAAACUUGGUAAAAUUUUGGAAUUGUUUCCUGGAAGAGACGGCAAGGUUAGAGCAUGCAAAGUGAAAACUGAUACAUCAGUUAUUAAACGUCCAGUUCAACUUCUAUAUAAUUUGGAACUUUAA
Molecule: messenger RNA, 3732 nt
Organism: Parasteatoda tepidariorum (common house spider)
Lineage: Eukaryota; Metazoa; Arthropoda; Arachnida; Araneae; Theridiidae
Biological process (GO): DNA integration
Molecular function (GO): nucleic acid binding
Source: RefSeq, a predicted model, not a curated record